Molecule: messenger RNA, 2008 nt
Organism: Abrus precatorius (Indian licorice)
Lineage: Eukaryota; Viridiplantae; Streptophyta; Magnoliopsida; Fabales; Fabaceae
Product: pentatricopeptide repeat-containing protein At1g02150
Exons: 2
Coding region: 105-1745 (546 amino acids)
Cellular component (GO): mitochondrion
Molecular function (GO): protein binding
Source: RefSeq, a predicted model, not a curated record
CAAUCUAAGCUGACACUAGUUCUAGUUCAGUCCAACUAAACCUAUUUAUCUUCAAACAUUGUCCAAGUUUCUCUCAUAUACACAGCAACAGCAACAACAAGAAGAUGAGUCUCCUUCAAAUUCAAUCCACUCUGCACAACCAAAACGUUUUUCUCCCUCUCUCAUCUUCGACCUCCUAUUCUCUCCCACUUCCCGUGAAGCACACUUCCACUCUCACCCUCGGUAACACGCAAAGGUCAUGUUUCCAGAGGCUCUGGGUGACGUGUUCCAUCUCCAAGAUUCACAGCUAUGGCACUGUGGACUACGAGCGAAGACCCAUAGUUCGGUGGAACGAUGUGUACAGAAAGAUAUCGUUGAUGGCAAAACCUGAAGAGGGUUCUGCCACUGUCUUGAAUCAGUGGGAAAAUGAAGGCAAACACCUCACUAAGUGGGAACUUUCAAGAGUUGUCAAAGAGUUGAGGAAGUAUGGCAGAUAUGGAAAGGCCCUUCAGGUAUAUGAUUGGAUGAACAAUAGACCAGAGAGGUUUAGAGUUUCUGAGAGUGAUGCAGCAAUUCAGUUAGAUCUAAUUGCCAAAGUUCGUGGCGUUUCUAGUGCUGAAGCGUUUUUUCUGAGUCUGAUUGAUAAGUUAAAAGAUAGGAGGACUUAUGGUGCCCUUUUGAAUGUAUACGUGCAUUUUAGAUUGAAAGAAAAGGCAGAAUCUUUACUUGACACAAUGAAGAGUAAAGGAUAUGUAACACAUUCUCUACCAUUUAACGUAAUGAUGACUCUGUACAUGAACCUUAAAGAAUAUGAUAAAGUUGAUAUGCUGGUUUCUGAAAUGACGGAAAAAAGCAUACAGCUAGACAUCUAUACAUAUAACAUCUGGUUAUCUUCUUGUGGAUCUCAAGGAUCAAUAGAGAAGAUGGAACAAGUGUUUGAACAGAUGGCAAAGGAUCCUGCCAUUGUCCCGAACUGGACUACAUUCAGCACAAUGGCUUCGAUGUAUAUUAGGAUGGAUCAGAAUGAAAAAGCAGAAGAGUGCUUACGAAAGGUUGAGGGUAGAAUUAAAGGUCGAGAUAGAAUACCUUUUCAUUAUCUCCUGAGUUUAUAUGGAAGUGUUGGAAAAAAAGAUGAAGUUUAUCGUGUGUGGAAUACCUAUAAAUCAAUUUUCCCAAGUAUACCAAACUUGGGAUACCAUGCCAUUAUUUCGUCUCUGGUUAAAUUGGAUGAUAUUGAGGGUGCAGCGAAGCUAUAUGAGGAAUGGGCUUCAGUAAGGACUACUCAUGAUCCUAGAAUAGGAAAUCUUCUCCUAGGCUGGUAUGUUAAAAAAGGCAGUACAGAAAAAGCUUUGAUUUUCUUUGAGCAGCUGAAGCAAGGUGGUGGAAAACCAAAUGCAAAUACAUGGGAGAUUCUUUCUGAGGGCCAUAUUGCAGAUAAGAGAAUUUCUGAGGCCCUGUCCUGCUUGAAAGAAGCUUUUAUGGCUGCUGAUGGUUCAAAGAGUUGGAGACCAAAGCCCUUAAACUUGUCUGCAUUCCUUAAGCUUUGCCAGGACCAAGAUGAAAUGGCAAGUGCUGAGGUCUUAAUUGGACUGUUGAGGGAGUCAAAAUUUAGUAAAGAUAAAGUUUAUGCAUCACUCAUUGACUCAUUUGAUGGUACCAUUGGCAAUGGUGAAUUGUCAAGCAAGGUUGAUACAGCAGAUAGAAGUGAAGAUAUCAUUGUCAGUGAAAAUGUGGAUGAUGACUCUCAAAUGUUGUUCAGCUUUUGAUUCUUUAUUUCUUUUUAUUUUUAGUGGAAAAUGGGGUAUUAGAACGGGGGGGGGGGGGGGGGGGGGGAUUUUGUCUAAUAUGGUCUUAUUCAAGUUUCGUGAUUUCUAUGCCUUAUCAUGCAAGUUAUGAAGUGCUAGCUGCUGUUUGAGCUGAAAAAAUUUGAAUAUUUUUGGUAGCUAGCUUUUAACAAUAACGUGCUGUUUUGCCUUUCAUAGGAAUUGCCGCAUAUAUGUGUUAUCUGAAGACAUCCUUGUUUAUGAUU